AUGAGGCGCAGAAGGCGCAGAGACUCACGCUGCAGAGAGCCCCGGGCGCGUGGUCAGUCGCCAGCAGGCCGCAGCCGCAUCCAAGAUUUGCGGCAUGAGUUCGAGCGAGAGCGCUCUCGUUCCCGGACUCCGCGGCCUUCAGCGAUGGAGCUGCGAGACGAAGUUCAGGAACUCGUGGAGAACCUCAUGGAUCUAGACUUUCCCAAUGACGACUUGCGAGCCCCUUGGGCCAAGAUUCUGCACCUGCGUAAGCGGCUUAUCAGCGGUGACGAAACUGCACGUGGCGAGCACGAUUCUGAACUUCCACGGGAUGUGCAGGAAGCAGCCUUCCAGAAGACAAAUUGGAAAGGAAAGCUGCAGGAGCUGUACAAUGGAAGCUUUCGAAAAAACGUCGAGAAGGGCGAGAUUAAGUACACGACAUCGGAAGUGACGAGCGCGACAACCGUUGCAUUUCGGUCGGUAGUGGAGGCAAGUAGAUUCCAAUAUGCCUACCAUGGACAAAUUUGCCACGCGAAGAAGCUUGCUGAGCACUCUGCGGCACAUGCGGCUAUUUGUGCAGAGUUUCCUGACUAUAACUGGCGUGAAGCCUUGCCGCUGCCUGAGCCUGAUUACCAAGGCUCCUCACGGGCUUUGCGUUUCAAGAGUGAGCUGCAUGAGACGAUCAAGGCACUGACCAAUAAGGAAGUCACAAGGGAUGAUCUGCCAUAUGAAACGUCGUUUUUCCCGGACAACGAUCGGGACCAGCAGUACGUCGCUCGUGUUACGCUGGCUUGUUUGGACAAAUCAAGCUACACUGGAAGACCUGCCAUGAACAAGAAGCUGGCGGAGCAGGCUGCUGCUGAGGAAAUGAAGCGACUUGAAGUUCAGAAAGCUCGCAAACAGAAGGCCCGUGAAAGGGCGGAGCAGAAGGGACUGCACAGCCAGACGGUGCAGGAUGAGGAAGAGAGCAGCUACACUUAUGGUGACAGUGAAUCUGGGGAUGCAGACCCAGCCGCUCCAGUGCAGUAG
Molecule: messenger RNA, 1008 nt
Organism: Symbiodinium pilosum
Lineage: Eukaryota; Dinophyceae; Suessiales; Symbiodiniaceae
Source: the annotation of a GenBank genome assembly